AUGAGUUUCGAUGGCGUUACCUGCACUGAUUGGCUCGCCGUCGCGGGAAAUGCUCCGGCUAAUAGUCCACAGUGUGCAUUUGAUCGAAUGGUAGGUGUCUGGUUCUGUGGGUGCCCCGUUCCUGCGGGUGUUACAGAGACCUGCACGCUGUGCGGUGACGACGAUGGAACUGCUCCCUUCAAUGCAGAAAAGACAUUUCCUGACUCAGAUGUCACUUGCCAAGACAUUGAGAGCAUUCCUGCCAUUGACGGCGACGCAACCUGCCGAGAACUACGUACCAUGGGAGACUACUGCGAAUGUCCCUUUGCUGGUGAGCGAUGCAGCAUGUGUCCAGGAGGUGGAGAUCCCAUUUACCCCAACCGAACUUUCCUCACUACGGGCGAAUCUUGCCAGUACAUUUUGGAUAUCCUCUAUGCAUCGCCUCGAUCCGACUGUGGACAAUAUGUACCCGAUAUGAUGAUUGACUUUGCGUCUUACUGUGGAUGUCCCAACACUCUUGCACCCCGCACCUGCGACUUGUGUCCAGAUGGUAUGACACUGGGGGACCCCAGCAAGGAGGUCAUGCUUGCCCCUGGUGCCACUUGCGGUGAUUUCGUGACCUACGCCGAGCACAUCACUGGAGCACAAUUGUGUGGUUUCAUGCAUGAAGUGGUUGCGCUUGAAUGCUGUGUAGGAAGCCCUUCGGGUAGUAGCACUCACGGAACUGUGGAAGACUGCAGUUUCUGUGGCGAUGGCAGCAGUGUUGCAUACCCCGACCGGAGCAUUGUUGGAAUCAACACGACUUGCGCCGAACUAGCCAGUCGACCAAUUGAAUCAGACUGCCAUUCCACGUACGACACAGAGUUGGACCUUUUGCUCGAUACUGGCAUCUACUGUGGUUGUCCCAACGCCAGCGAGAGCGCCGGUGUUUGUAGCUUCUGUCCUCCUGGCGAAGAAUUGUUGUACCCUGAGAUGAUGAUCACGCACGGUGUCCCAGUGAACCAUGCAACGUGCGAGGAAUACGCUGCAAUGGCUGAAUCGACUUACGACCCUACAUUCUGUAGCGCCGUGCAGUCUGUGGGUGAUCUGAAUGGCUGCUGUGGAGUUCCAGGCGAAAACGCCACUUCGGGAGGGCCAGAUUUGCCGGCAGACAGUUGCCAACUCUGCGAGGGUGGUGCUCAUGUCCAAUAUGGCGAACGUCUUUUCUUGGGUACCAACAUUAACUGUCGCACCUAUCACCAGGAGAUGCAAACCGUCCCCCAAGGACCUGUCUGCGACGCCAUCUUUUCGGAUUUCAACGCCACCUUUGACCCACAGAUCUACUGCGGGUGUCCUGAUGCCGUGUCGACUGGACAAUGCUCCUUGUGUCCUGCCGGAACCGAAAUGGUGGAUCCCAGCAUUUUCAUCAGUCAAAUCCUGACCACUUGUGGGCAAAUGUCUGACAUUGCUGACGCCACAUCCAAUGAAGAGUUUUGCUCCUCCAUUGAGCAGGUCGGCGAGUACUACUGCUGCUUCUCUCCUGGCACACCGCCAAGUACUGGGCCACCAGGAUCUACCGGACCACCAGGAUCCGAUGGAGAUGUUCGCCACCUUCGAAGUUCCGUUCUUCCGCUACCUGAAGCUGUCAAGGACGAGGAAGACCACGUGCCAGGCGGUGUCGAUACUGCCAAGAGACCCUACCACUUUGCCGCCAUCAAGGCAGUUGACAAGGUAGAGAAAGCAAUUACGCACUUGGUAGACAAUGGGGUCGUCUUCCGAAACACCAAUGACUUUGUCGAGGAGGACCAUAGCAACUAA
Messenger RNA from Seminavis robusta, 1776 nucleotides. The record is from the annotation of a GenBank genome assembly. Lineage: Eukaryota; Bacillariophyta; Bacillariophyceae; Naviculales; Naviculaceae.